This is a messenger RNA of Sycon ciliatum, 2304 nucleotides long. RefSeq names its product protein ERGIC-53-like. Gene Ontology annotation, cellular component: Golgi membrane; COPII-coated ER to Golgi transport vesicle; endoplasmic reticulum-Golgi intermediate compartment. The transcript is spliced from 13 exons. Gene Ontology annotation, molecular function: D-mannose binding. Gene Ontology annotation, biological process: endoplasmic reticulum to Golgi vesicle-mediated transport. The record is from RefSeq and is a predicted model, not a curated record. NCBI's taxonomy places the organism in Eukaryota, Metazoa, Porifera, Calcarea, Leucosolenida, Sycettidae. Bases 161 to 1669 code for a protein of 502 amino acids.
UUUAUGUACUUCGAUCUUGGCGACAGCGACAAGUAACUAAUUACUUAGUUGUGCCUGGUGCGAAGGUAGCUGCUGCCGUUGUGGCUCCUAACCUAAGACUCUAAGCUUCGCAUGUGCGAAUAUUUAUUGCAUUAGCUGCUAGGAAGUCGCUUUUGAAACAAUGUUUAGGUUAGCGACCUUUCUUCUGCUGGUAGCGUUAGGCCACGUCAGCUGUAGCGACUAUGAUGAUGGAUUUCGUAAAUUUGAAUAUAAGCAUAGCUUCAAACCUCCCACUGUGGCCGACAAGAAAGGGAGAAUACCGUGCUGGACGUAUGAUGAAAGUGCAAUGGCAUCUAGUGAUCAAUUGCGUCUGACUCCAUCCAUUCGCAGUCGGAAAGGAAUGGCGUGGAAUAAAUUUCUCUUUGAGAAGGACUGGUGGGAAGUAGAGAUGGUGUUUCGUGUGACUGGAAGAGGCAGAGUCGGUGCUGAUGGUCUGGCGAUGUGGUUCACGGAGCAGAAAGGCACAAGUGGUCCGGUGUUCGGUUCCUCAGAUCAGUGGCAUGGCCUUGGCGUGUUCUUUGACUCCUUUGACAAUGAUGGUGCUCAAAACAAUCCCUACAUUCUGAUGGUGCAGAAUGAUGGAACCAGGAUUUAUGACCAUGUUACGGACGGAUCAAGUCAAUCAAUGGGAGGAUGCAUGCGGGAUUUUCGAAAUCGCCCUCAUCCCCCUCGUGCUCUGCUAACGUAUUACCAGAGCGAACUUACACUUCGAAUCGAUAUGGGUAGCUCAGCCCAGCCUAACUACGAGAUUUGCGCCCGAGCACAAGGCAUCAAGUUACCACCCGCUGGUUACUUUGGUCUGUCGGCAGCAACUGGAGGACUAGCAGAUGACCAUGAUGUCAUAUCAUUCAAAGUCAGUUCUAUCACUGGGCCACCUUCUGACACGGAGCCCGAAGCCGCAAAACCAUUUAACCCUGAAGACUUCCAGCAAUAUGAGGAUGAGUACAUGAAGCGAAGUGAGGAGCUGAACAAGCAGAAAGAUACAUUCUACAAGGAGCAUCCAGACAAGAAGCCCGAUGACCUUGCAGAUUGGGAUACAGAGUAUGAAGACCCCACUGACAGGAGACUACGUCUCAUCUUGGAAGGUCAAGAUGCUGUGAAGGAUCAGAUCAGGGCAUUAAUGACGCACAUCUCAACGACGUCAUUGCAAGCAGCCGGAGGUCAAGCCCAGCAAACUGGUCAACAGCAACAGCAGCAACAGCAACAAGGGCAACUCAGUGCUGCGAGUGUUGCUUUGCUCAAUGAUCUUCAAUCCAAGCUCAAUCAGAUCUCACAGGAGCAGAUUGUUUCGGCACAAAUGCUGAAAGAGAUCAGAACGAAGACCGAUGGUGCAGCGGCGACAGGUGGUGCACAGCAGCAUCCAGGAGCCAUGCCGAUCGCAGGCACGGACAUUAAGAACUUACAGAACGAGGUCACUGGGCUGAAGGCCAGCGUUGAGAAUGUUAUGAGAUUGAUGGAGUCUGUCAAGACUGCUACGGCCCAGGGCAACACUGGCAGUGAUGCUUCGCAAACGAGCUGUGUAUCUACAGUAACGUUCAUGGCAGCAAGCGUGGUGCAGCUUGUGCUUGUGACUGCAGUAGUGGUCAUGUACGGACGGCAGCGCGCUGCUCAUGACAAGAAAUUCUUUUGAUCCAGGCGGCCAUGUUGCAUGCAUGCAGCGCUGCACUCCGCGGAAACAGCCAGGACUUGCUUGCCACAGUAUCCAUUGCUCUGAGGUGCACCAAUUCGGCACUUGACCGCCUUACAUAGUUGACCCACUAGUAUUUCAUGGUAGUGCUGUGUAUUAUGCAUCGACUAUUGCCCUCAUACACUGUAUCAGUACUGUUUCUUUUGUUCAGCCGAAGCCUGCAACGAAGUUCAAAGGCAGUGAAAUGAGAAUACCAUCAUUGUAGUACCAUUCCAGUCUAUAUUCCGUUUUGUACCCUUUGCUUGUACAUAGCUUAUUUGUAGACACCCAUACCAGUGUGUGUGUGUGUGUGUGUGUGUGUGUGUGUGUGUGUGUGUGUGUGUGUGUGUGUGUGUGUGUGUUUGUGACUUUAUGUGUGUGUGUGUGUUUGUGUUUGUGCGUGUGUUUGUGACUGUGUGUGUGUGUCGCCAUUUCAAUGAUGAUUAUUUAAUGAGCCACUCAAUGUGCUGUCAUCUCCAAGUUUUAGGUCAUGAUUGUGUGGCUUGUACAUGUACAAUGUAUGAAUAGUUUUCUAUCAUACUAUCAUAUCUAGCCGUAUUAAAGGAUCAGGUACCAAACGUCCUAUUGUGAGCACUGAA